Gymnogyps californianus (California condor) is the source of this 5970-nucleotide messenger RNA. RefSeq names its product calcium channel flower domain containing 1 (gene CACFD1). The transcript is spliced from 5 exons. Lineage: Eukaryota; Metazoa; Chordata; Aves; Accipitriformes; Cathartidae. Gene Ontology annotation, cellular component: membrane. The record is from RefSeq and is a predicted model, not a curated record. Gene Ontology annotation, biological process: vesicle-mediated transport. The coding region runs from base 1 to 525 and encodes 174 amino acids.
AUGAGCUCUCAGGAUGAGCAGUUCCAAGCAGCAGCCCCUGACCCAGCGGCUUCCUCCGCCGAUGAUGGCAUGACCUGGUGGUACAGGUGGCUCUGCAGGAUUGCCGGGGUCAUCGGGGGCAUGUCCUGUGCCUUCGCUGGUCUCUGGAACUGUGUCACCAUCAACCCCCUGAACAUUGCGGCCGGCGUGUGGAUGAUGCUCAACGCCUUCGUCCUGUUCCUGUGCGAAGCCCCCUUCUGCUGCCAGUUUAUCGAGUUUGCGAACGCCGUCUCUGCGAGGGCGGACAAGCUGCGGCCCUGGCAGAAAGCCGCUUUCUACUGCGGGAUGGCUGUGUUCCCCGUCAUGCUCAGCCUGACGUUGACCACGCUCUUUGGAAAUGCCAUUGCGUUUGCCACCGGGGUGCUUUAUGGCCUGUCAGCGCUCGGUAAAAAGGGAGAUGCCAUUUCCUAUGCUCGGAUCCACCAGCAGCAGAAGCAAAUGGAUGAAGAGAAGCUCACGGGGGCCCUGGAGGGACAGGCUCUCUGAAGCAUGCGAGCUCGGGGUCACCUCUCCUGGACACUGAGAUGGUGAAGAUACGGAAAUCCACUCUGCCCUUCCCUCUGCCCGCUCCUCUCUCUAUUAUGCCGCGAUUUCCCUGGACACUGCAGCAACUGGAAAUCUCAGGGGCUGGGGCGGGCUGUGCCCUCUUCUCACACCAGCAGCCAGACCUCAGCGCAUUGGCCCCUCUCCUCCUCAACCAAAUAUCUCACAGUCCCCCUAUUUUUUAAUUUAUUUUUUUUUUGCUGCAGAGGUGCUGGCUCUCUGAGUGCUGCUUUACAAGCCUGACUAGGUAGCCUUUCUUUGGAGUGAUGCGUGAUAACGAGCCGAGGAUGCAGUGCUCAUUUGGGAACGGCUCUCCGGAUGGGGUGAGGAGGGACAGAGCUGACGUGCCAGCUCCUUGCCUGUGCUGGUCUCAUGGGAGUCACGGAGCUGCUGGCCUCAUGCCUGGGGAUAACCUGCCAUUGCACGUUACACGUUUUUAGUAACGCUCUCUGGUGUGGCCCUUCCUAGGUGUAAUACACUAAUCCAGGGUUUAGCAAUACAUGGUGAUGCUUAAGCUUGGUCUUCUUCCAUUGAGUAUAUUUUAAUAUGGGUCCAGCUAGGCUAGGCAUUGGAGGCGUCGCUGCACGGGAAAGGACUUCCAGCAAAAAACCCAUGUAAAGACAAUAACCAUCUCUGGAGAGGAGCUGCCAGAGGUGCUGGGGCAGAUCCUGGUACCUACAAAGCACAGUCCCCACUUCCUCUGGAUACAGCUGCAGGCAGUUACUGCAAUUUACUUGAAUUGUAAGAAUUAAUUACUUUGUCUUAAUAAGGGUACUUUUCUUAAGCUUCACUCUUUUGCUGGGGAAGAAGGGAAGUGAGGUUUGCUUUAUCUCAGCUGAAAAAGGGUACUAUUGCUUGAGCCAAGUGGGAUUUUUUGCUGGUGUAAGGGUUACUGAUGUGCAAGAGCAUCCUUCUCUCGUGAGCCUGGGACUCUGCUCUGUUAUCUCUCACUCCCUGCGUCUGCUCCUGCUCCCAUGACCCAUCUCUCCGUGCAAGGGACAUGCUCUCUGCUUCUAUCUGCUACAGCCUUUCUCUUUGGGCUCAUGUUCUUUUUGCAUCAGUCCUGGGCUGGUUUUGUAUGGGAAGGUGGCAUAUCCUUCCUUUGCAAACAUGGAGAAGUCUGCACCAUUUCUGUGUGGAUAGCUGGGAUGUCUUGCUUCUUUAUUCCGGGCUCCAUCCAUGGUUUUUGCAUCAUAUUUUCCGUUUGCUUUCUAUCAUGCAGAACAGAACUGCUCGCUAAGUCCAGAUCUCCCUCUUCUGAUGAUGGUUUCUUCUGGGGGUUUUAAUUUAUUUGAUUUUACAUGAUUGCUUUUUAUUUUGAUUAGGAAAAAGGGGAAUAAUUUAUUUCUAGUUAUUUAAGUAUGUUGAUGGGACUCAUUUUCUCUGGACAUAGGAGAAAGGAGUGCUCUGUUUCCUGUCCUUCAAAGGACUGCCUCAUUUCAUUGGGGGGGUCUCUCUGAACCCAGGGAGAGCCCUGGCUGCUGUAACUGGGAUGCUGUAACUGGGAUACCGUAAAAUCCUAUUUCAGCCUUCAGAGUGUUUCUCAUACUUCUGGAAAGUGUGUUGUCCUUUGAACCCUCUGUCUUCUUCUGGGCCACUGGCUUGACAAAGUUUGUUUUCCCCCUCUUCUGAGAGAGAGAAGGGGGGAAAACUGGGCUGUAACUGCCGGACUGGAGGUUUGUACUCACUCAGCAGCCCAGGCAGGUAGCAGCUAUGGUGAGCAGUGGCAGCGGGGACUGCAGCCUGUUCUUACUCCCCUGCCCUGGGAGCUGAGCUCCUGCUGCCACCAUCACUUUGUGGUCCCAUUUGAAUCACUGGGGUACCAGAGUGGUCAUGCUACGGUCUGAGAAACGCUGCUGGAGGCUGAGUGCUGUCUGUCAGAAGAAGGGUCUGUCAAGCCAGCUGCUCUGUGGCUUCUGAGCAGUGUCAUGUUGGAAAAUAUCUAUAUAACGUGUCCUUCCUUUAGAUACGGUGCAUAUUCGCAUUAGCUGGACAACAGCAGCACAUCCCUGGCAGAGCCUGGGAUGGAGCCGCUGCUGGAGGGGGUGGCUGGGUACGGAUGUAGCAUGUGCAUGGCAGCGGGAGCAGAGCGGUCCCUGGAGAUCGGGGAGCUAAGCUGCCAGCUAAUAUUAGCUGUUGUUUCUUCCUUGGAGUUCAGGGAGGUGUGAGGAUUUGCACCAGUCAGGAACGCGGCUUGGGUUUAUUUACACACACGGGCCCUUGCAGCUGGAUGCUGGGUGGCCACUUUGUGCUAAGCCCCUUUCCCCCCAGGCCUCUGAACCGUGAUUGCUCUGACACCAGCUUGUCUGGGACACAGAAUAGGCACCGCCAGCCCAGAUGCAGCUUGUUUCACUAAAGGCUGUGCCAUUUCAGAGCCCCCAGCUCUGGGCUGAUCCCUGUUGCUGCAUGCCAUACAUGAGCCAUUGGCCUUCCUUGUGCAUGUGUGCAGGGACCACAGCCUCCUGCGUGGGUCACGCUGCCUGCAGUAACGGGGUGCUGCAGGAGGAACACACUGCAGCCUGCGGGAUACUUCAGCGGUAAUAGCCUCUCUGCUCUUCGAGCCAGUGGUGUCCCUGUGCAGUACCUUUACUGGGUGGUUCAAGUGCAGAGUCCUGCCUAGCAAACAGGAUAUCUGCUUUGAUUUCAGGGGGGUUUGGGGAGUUAAGUAGUGUUUAGUGAGGAAUGUUGCGGACUGAUGCACGUAGCUACGAGCAUGUCUUUGGUAGUGACUGCUUUGCUCUGUGAGUAGUUCCACAGUAGCUUUAGUGACAGGAGGCGAAAGGCAAAGCAGAGGCGAUAGAGUAACGCUUGCAGACUGAUCUACGCCUGUGCUGAUGAACCACAGAACUGGUAGGACCCUUGCUGGCUUCAUCUGAUUGUCCUAUUGCCAUAGACCAGCAGCAGUCCCUGGGGCUGUUGCAGGCAGUUGCUGCUCCAGGUCACCUGGAGGGCUCGUCGGCACGGACGGGUCCGCUCUGCUCCCUUGGCACCACCAGCAGAAGUCCCUUGGACGCCAGCAGUACUGUCAUGCUGUGUUUUGUGGCCGUUGGGUCUGACACUGGGGCCAAGGCAAGCGGACAAUCUGCAUCAGCUCUGCCACCGUUAGGAGGUUGCAAAGCUCAGCUCUGAGCUCAAUGCUUUUGUUGAAAAUGGGCCUCAGGGACUCUUCUGUAAGAGCUGAGCUGGAGCCUUUGGCCACAAUGCUUAAAGACACCGGGUCUGUUCAGUGUCUCUGUGCCUUCCGCAACAGGAGGUGUCUCAGAUCCGUGCUCCAAGAGUGCUGACUCCUACAGAUGCAUGUCUGGAGUGGGAGCUCUUGGGAAUUUCGGCUGUCUGUGAUGCAGCUGAAACGAAGCCAGAUGCUGCCAUCAUUGCAGACGUGGCUUGGUGACAGCACCCAUGGCUUUUAAGAGUUGUAGUGACAGUUAGUGGAUGGUCUCACCUCCGCGUUGGCAAGAGACUGUUUUUGUGGAGAUAGAAAGGACCUUUAGAGUAGUAGCAUCACAGUAGUUAAUAUGCCCAUUCACAGUGCAUGGUGGUUAUUGUGUUUAGAGGCACCAUCAGGGUGCUUGGAGCUGUGUAAGGAUAAAUGAAGUUAAAAGCCCUGCUCUAGAGAUUUUACAGGCUCAACCCAAUCCCUGCUGAUGGCAUCCAGGCUGGAUGGCUAAUCCACGGGGUCUCGAUGGAAGAGGUUCUGCUUGCCAGGUCUUGAAAGGCCUCUUGGGAGACGAUGGGACAGAAGUUUUCUUACGUGAGAACUCCAGAGCGGGUGAUGCAUUGACUACAGUGAAUUGUUGACACCAAGUGUGGAAAGACACCUGGGUACUGGCAGCACACAUGCACUUAGCAAUGGACUGUUACAUUCACCGUGUGAGCUGCGCACUUCUUAUCCACCUGCAUUUAUACAGCGUGCAACUCUUCCAUGUCCCAUCCAGUCACAAAGUUGACAGCACUUGUGCGUAUUAGCUCCACUGUCCCGUGGGGCUGUCCAUUGAGCGUGAAGAGAAGAGCAGAAGCUCACUUUCUGCUGCGUACCCAGACCUCGCUGCUCUGGGCAGGAGCUGAUUUUGUAACACCAAUUGAUUCUCUGUGUGUGCGGUGAAUAAAAAGACCAUUCUACCUCUGGAAAGAGCCACUGUGAUUUCUCAGACUCUAAAUGUUGUAGCAAAAACCCUCAGACUUUCUAUAUUGAAGAAAGGAGGUCACUCAGAAAAUACUUCUCCAAUGAGGUUCUCACAGGACCUGAAGAGUCCAACCUCAUUUCAUAUUCGGGCAUUUCCUCCUUAGGCUGAGCCCUGGGAAGCUCAAUUCAUCUUUGUCAUUUUUUUCCUGAGGAAAAAACAUCCACUGUCUUCAGGGAAGGGUUUCACUGAAGUGAAGAUAUCAAGACCUGGUCCAUAGCCAUGUGAGAAAGAGAACGCUCUAGCACAGGGCUGCCAGAGAUCCUGAUCUUCAGAAGGUCAGUGGAAACCAGAGGCUCUUGAGACCUCUCGUAAUCAGGCCAUACUUAGAAACAGUCAUAUUCCAGCCAGGGCUGAACAUCUUUCUGGAAAUGGGUCUCAGCUGCAAAGGUUAGGUCUAAUACUGAAUUUUCUCUGUGGCUUUGAUUUUGGCCCAUCUCUCUUCCUCUGUCCCAGGCUGCUUUAAAUUAAUCCUCUGAUAAAGCACAUCUUCUCUUAGGUGAUUUCUCUCAUCUCCUGCUGCAGGGGAUCUAAAUAGUAGCUAGCAUACCUCGAGAUCUGCGUCAAAUAUGCUAUGUUACCCCAUGCUUCCUUGUCACAGCAGGCUGAACGUUCCAGGAAUGGGAGGACACAAGCAUCUCCACCAGCCCUCGGGGUGCCAAGUGCAUUUCAGGAGGUUGGACAAAUGCUUGGGCAAAUCAUCUCCCAGCUCAGCCUUUGUUGUUCUGCCCUUUUGGGAGGAGUUAGGUUCGAUGUGAUACUCAGCAAGGCCAUUCGUUCCUCACAGCCAUAACCACGUCCUGCAGCUGUGUUUUACCUAGGGUUAGGCUCUAAAAAAAUAAAAAAAGCCCUUAAUCUUGCAGGACACACAGGAAAGGGGUAAGAGCGAUUUGCUACUAACUAUGCAGUUGAAAUCUCAAAGUGAUGGAGGUGGAGGCUCUACACACAACUGUGAUGGAGGUGCAUCCACCUUCCUUUUUGUGGAUGAGUAAAACCCUGCGGUGGGAAGGACCCACCCCAGUACAAAGUAUUGUCAGUACCCGCUGUGUCUUUCCUACAGUGAAUCACUUGCACUACAGCUGAAUGUUUGUCUGUUCCUGUUCUUUGUUUUGUCCUGGAUUUUCUUUGUGAACUGUAUUUGGUCUUGUUCAUUAGGCUUCUAGUGUAAUGUGUGUUUUUAGAGCAAUAAAACGUGGCAGCUUUUUCU